UUUUCCACCAACAACACAAUGUUGUGACGCUUUGUCGUCGCGUCAGUUCUUCGACACAUUGACUCUUCGACAAAACGUGAGAUUCAGACAUUGGUUGGUAUAUAUGUAAGGAUGAAAUAGCUUAAUUAUUCAACACUGUCAUCAUUGACAGUAAAAUGAAAUUUAAAAUGACUGUCAAUGUUGAUUUUUUUUUAAAUAAACACUUUUCAACACUAAACAUCGUUUAUCAACACUGAUCUGUAUGCAGAAAAGCAACCCUGUAAAAAGAGAUACAUACAAUUAAAUAUAUGUACGUUUAUAAAAUGUUGCGCAAAAAAAUGUUUACUGUUAUUCUUGCCACAAACGAGAAGUGUUGCGCGUUAAUUCAGUGAAUUCUAAAUCGAAUUAUUAUAUUUCGUGCGUUGUUUAAGUGAUUUAUGUUGUGUGAUUAAAUCUACAGUUUACUAUAUUAUCAAGAAAAGAUAAGUAAAAAUGAAAAAAACGACAUUUCAAAAUCAUUUAUGUAAAGAAAAAAGGAUUUUCAAAUCCAAAAUAAUAAAAUAUAAAAAUUUAGUGGAAUGUGCGGGGAAGUUAAAUAGUGCGCAGAAUAGUGAACUCAUAAAUACGAUGAAAUAUGUUGCAAAAGAAAAUGACGAAAAUAGUGAUGUUGUGAAUUGCGAAAUUUCAAAUGAAACUUUUAGACAUUUAGCAAUAGAUACUUCAGUUUCCUUAAGAGAUUCUUUGUCCCAAGAUAGCAAGUUAGAAAUUGAGAAGAAAGCAAAUGAGAUUAGGUUGUGGGCUAUUAGAAAUAAUAUCUCUCAAAAUUCUUUAGAAGACUUAUUAAAAACUUUGCGUAAGAUAGGAGUUAAUGAUUUACCCCUUUCUGCAAAACCCCUUUUGAACACAGGCAGGCAAAGAGCUAACAUUAAAACUAUGUCUAAUGGAGAAUUCCUCUAUAUUGGCAUACAAAACUUUUUUCUUUCUAACACCGCAAAUAUUUUUGAGAAUUUAGAAGAAAUAUUAAUUGAUAUAGGUAUUGAUGGUUUAAAACUUUUUAAAAGUUCUAACCGAGUUUUAUGGCCCAUAAUUGGUGCUAUUUCAAACUUACCAAAUGUGACACCAUUUCUGAUUGCUUGCUUUUCUGGUUUUAAAAAACCUGAUAAUAUCAAUUCGUUUAUGGCAGCGUUUUGUUCAGAAGUAAAGCUGUUAAGGAAAAAGGGAAUUCAAGUUGGUCAAAACUGCACUUUAAAAAAAUUUUAUGUUAGCUUAUUUUCAUGUGAUACACCAGCUAGGGUUUUGUUACAAGUGUUAUUCCACAUAAUGGUAAAAAUGGUUGCCCAAAAUGUUGUCAGGAGGGUAUAUACAAAGACAGACGAGUAUGUUUCUCAAAAAAAGUUGGUUCACCUCGGACAGAUUUAACUUAUGCCUUAAGGACUAGUCCAUCUAAUCAUCUCAAUGAAUUUAAAACAAAAAAAAUGUAUUGUGGAAGAAUCGGGGUUCGGAAUGGUGUCACAAUUUCCUUUAGAUUCCAUGCAUUUAGUUGAUCUAGGAGUCACUAAAAAACUUUUAAAGUUACUAUUAAAAAAAGUGAUAUAAAAGGGAUUAAUGAAAAAAUUAACUAUAUCACUCAAUUUAUCCCCUCGGAAUUUGGCCGUAUAGUUAGAAGCUUAGACGAAAUUAAUCAUUGGAAAUCAACUGAGUUUCGGCAAUUUUUAUUAUAAACUGGAAUUUAUCUCCUAAACGAUUGUGUUAAUGGCGAUUCAUACUAUCAUUUUUUACUGUUGCAUCAAGAAGUAUUAAAUGAUUUUGUAAAUUAUUUUGGGACCAUAUAUGGAGAUGAGUUGGUUAGUUUUACUAUCCAUGGUUUGCUCCAUUUGUCUGAGUGUGUAAAACAGUUUGGUCCAUUAGAUUCCUUUUCAGCAUAUAAGUUUGAAAAUUAUAUGCGAUUUCUUAAAAAAAUAGUUAAUAAGCCAAUCAAAAUUUUGCAACAAGUAUUCUUACACCUCAAUGAAAGGCAUAUAUUCAGCGGGGAUUUUAAUAUGGGCUCAGAAGUAAGAUCAUUUGAAAUUAAUCCAAAUAAAGGAAAGGAUUUUUAUUUUUUAGCAAAAAAUUUGGACCAAUGAAAGUAAUAAACAUUAAAACUUCAUCCAAUGCUAAUAAAUAUAUAUGUAACGCUUUUAAGAAGUUAGAAAACUAUUUUGAGACUCCUUUUGAGUCUGCCAAUAGUCUUGGAAUUGUUUUGGCUAGUCAGUUAAGUGCUGACGUUAUUGAAAUUUCAAGAGAAGAUAUUGAUUAUAAAUAUUUUUGCAUUCCUCACGUCGAACAGUUUCUUCUCAUUCCUCUUUUGCAUCAUCUCUUACACGAUUUUUCGCAACAACCCGCACAUUCUGCUUAAAUGAUUUUAAUAACAUAAAUUUAAUAAAAAUUUUAAUUUUACAUGAGCUCUACAAGCAAUAUGUUUGGCGAAUCAAUCUUUGAAAGCCAAGAAGAAAAUGAUCAUCAGAUAUUGAUCCCAAGGAAGUUAUAUAGUAUAAAAGACAACGUAUCAACAACCUCAACCCCUUCACAAGAUAAGGAGAAUGUACCAACUCAAAAAUUAAAUACGACGGCCAUUCUAAGACAAAUUCUGGGAAAGCAGAGAGAAAUAUUGGAUAAGAUACAUACUUUAGAAUCAAAUCAACAGAUAUUAUUCGAUACAUUAGGUUCACUAAAUAAUGGACAAGUGUUGAUAACAGGGCAUCAGAAACAAAUUACGGACAAAUUGGAAACAGUGGAACAAAAAUCGAUAGAUAGAUCGGAAAUGCUAGCACAGAGUUCCCUGAUUAGGGAAUGUAAGGUGCAUUUAAAAAAAAUUGAGCGAUCGGUGUGCCUCAUGACCGGAGAGGAAAAAGACGAGGCUCUCGACCAGGUAGCAAGCCUUUUACCUAUUCAAAACUUUGAGGGAAGAAAUGUUAGAGAAACCUGAGUUCGCACAAUCUAUGACCAGUUAUGUCCACAAACUUAAAGGGACAUCGGACAAUAUUGAAAACUCUUUCAAAUAUAACAUAAAAAAUAAAACAAUGCGUUUUUAUAAGCAGCACUAUGUGCUUCUGUUGAGCUUUAUUACAAAACUGACUACACUUAACUUUAAGGUUUAUAAUCUAACCUAUGCUUG
Messenger RNA from Bactrocera neohumeralis, 3133 nucleotides. RefSeq lists its product as uncharacterized. The record is from RefSeq and is a predicted model, not a curated record. Lineage: Eukaryota; Metazoa; Arthropoda; Insecta; Diptera; Tephritidae. The transcript is spliced from 5 exons. Bases 472 to 1398 code for a protein of 308 amino acids.